Messenger RNA from Trametes versicolor FP-101664 SS1, 948 nucleotides. RefSeq lists its product as uncharacterized. The transcript is spliced from 3 exons. NCBI's taxonomy places the organism in Eukaryota, Fungi, Basidiomycota, Agaricomycetes, Polyporales, Polyporaceae. The record is from RefSeq and is a predicted model, not a curated record. The annotation marks the transcript as partial.
CCUCAGAUCGAGCAGCUGCGCACGACGCUCAGCGAGACGCUGCCGUACUGUUGCGGCACGAUCGUUUUGCCCACCGACAGCGUCAUGCUGUACUACGGCAAGACCGACCUCGCCAAGCGUCUCGAUCUGCUGCACGCGUCCGAGGCCGCCCUAGCUGACCUCGAGGCAACGUGCGAGCCUGCUACACUCGGAACGCCCCAGAGGGGCGUGGUCGAUGCGACGUAUCGGCCAGCCGCUCAGCUCUCCCGAGAGCACUUCGCCAUCAAUCUAGACGUCGAGCACUUGGGUGUGCUGGAAGCCGUACGAACAGGGCUGUUCACCGGCAAAGAGCAGCACCGCUCGGUACAGGCAGAACUACGCGAACUUAACAUAUACGGGGAAGGGUCCUUCUACAAAUCCCACAAAGACACCCCCCGCUCUACAUCUAUGUUCGCCUCCCUCGUGCUGAUAUUCCCCACCCUGCACGCGGGUGGGGUGCUCUGUAUUCAGCACGAUGGUGGGCAUUGGGCAUUCGACGCUGCGGCCGUGCUUGCAGAUGCCUCACGCUCUAGCCCGCGUGUUGCCUACGUAGCUGUGUACAGCGACGUAGAGCACGAGGUGACUCAGAUCACUUCUGGCCACAGAGUGACGAUCACGUACAAUCUGUACUACACCGAUGAACCCCAACCUGGCCUGGCUGCCAGCGUCGAGGUGAUCCAGCCGCGGGGGGCAAGCGGUCACAGGCUGAAGAAGACGCUCGCGUCCCUUCUUCAAGACGCCUCUUUUCUUCCCAACGGAGGCACGCUCGGGUUCGGUCUCCGCCACGGGUACCCUUUCCCGACGUCGUUCAGCGCGCAUGAAGAUAACACCCUUGAGACUCUUCGGGACAAGCUCAAGGGUGUAGACGCCGCGCUCUUCCGGGCCUGCAGCGAGCUCGUCGGAGCCGCGCCCGUCUUCUACACCAUAUUC